Molecule: messenger RNA, 2507 nt
Organism: Enhydra lutris kenyoni (northern sea otter)
Lineage: Eukaryota; Metazoa; Chordata; Mammalia; Carnivora; Mustelidae
Product: TNF receptor superfamily member 11a
Biological process (GO): mammary gland alveolus development; lymph node development; ossification
Cellular component (GO): external side of plasma membrane
Molecular function (GO): cytokine binding; tumor necrosis factor receptor activity
Source: RefSeq, a predicted model, not a curated record
CCUUGGAACCAGAGCGCAGCAAAUCCUUUGCACUUAAAAAAAAACAUAUUUUCCCAGUGGAUUGUGGUGCCUACGAGAAGCGUUUCCCUUUCUCUCUACCCAGCUCCCUUCUGCCUUGCCCCCACCACCCCAAAUCUAGCCGAGCAGGUGACACGGAGACCCGGCAGGCAGCAGCACAGUCAGAAAGCUGCCAGGUUUCAAAGUGGAAGGAAGAACUGACUGCAAAAACUAUCCUUCCAGUUUAUCAGAAUAAUAAUAACUCAUUACAUUUCCUGUUCUCUGUGGAGAGUGCAAGGGCCACUUCCUCCCGCCACCAGAAAUUUGAAGACUUUCCAUUAAAAAUGAGGAAGAAAAACUCUCUAACUUUUCGUGAAUGUGAUGGUUAAACCUGGCAAGUGGGCAGGGAGGCCUGCGGUGUUGCAUAAAUCCUACUGGCCGCACAGUUGGCCCGCGUGGGUUCCCAUGACACCCCUGAGUUGGAAGACCAACCACUUCCCCAAGGUGACUUUUCAGAUCACCCCUCCGUGUACCCGCGAGAGGCAUUAUGAGCAUUUUGGACGAUGCUGUAACAAGUGUGAGCCGGGAAAGUACAUGUCUUCUAAAUGCACUACUACCUCGGAAAGUGUAUGCUUGCCCUGUGGCCCAGAUGAAUACUUAGACACCUGGAAUGAGGAAGAUAAGUGUCUGCUGCAUAAAGUUUGUGACACAGGCAAGGCCCUGGUGGCGGUGGAGCCCGGCAACCGGACGGCCCCGCGGCGCUGCGCCUGCACGGCCGGCUACCACUGGAGCGCCGACUGCGACUGCUGCCGCCGCAACGCGGAGUGCGCCCCGGGCUUCGGCGCUCAGCUCCCGGUGCAGCUCAACAAGGACACGAUUUGCAAGCCCUGCCUGGUAGGCUACUUCUCCGACACGUUUUCGUCCACCGAGAAAUGCAAACCUUGGACCAACUGUAGCAUUCUUGGAGAGACAGAAGCACGUCACGGGACUGAUAAGUCAGAUGUAGUUUGUAGUUCUUCUCUGCCAUCUGCAAAGCCACCAAGAGAGCCCCUGAUUUACUUGCCCAGUUUAAUUAUUCUGCUUCUCUUCAUCUCCGUGGCUUUGGUUGCCGCUGUCAUCUUUGGUGUUUACUAUAAGAAAAAAGGGAAAGCACUAACAGCUAAUUUGUGGCACUGGGUCAAUGAGGCUUGCGGCCGCCUAAGUGGAAAUAAGCAGGAGUCCUCGGGCAACAAUUUCAGCAGCACUCCUAUGGAGGCCUCUAGUCAGCGUGAAAUUUGUGAUGGUGUCUUACUGCUGACUCUGGAAGAGAAGAUGUUCUCUGAAGAUAUGUGCUGUCCCGACGGUGGCGGUCUCUGUGCGGGGCCGUGUGCAGGCACCGGGCCUGGUGCGCAAGGCCAGGAAGCCGGGAUGCUCACCCUGGUCAGCGAGAUCGAGGGGGACCCCUUCCGGCAGAUUCCCAUGGAAGACGAGUAUGUGGACAGGCCCUCCCAGACCCCAGACUCUUCUUCGCUGUUCCUCACUCAGCCUGGGAGCAAGUCCACCCCGCCUUUCCCCGAACCCCUGGAGGUGGGGGAGAAUGACAGUUUAAGCCAGUGCUUCACUGGGACAGACAGCCUGGCCGAUUCUGAGAGCGGCCACUUCGCAGAGCCCCGGGGCGGGACUGACUGGACUCCCAUGGACUCCGAAAAGUACUUGCAAAAAGAAGUGGAGCGCGGCCACUGCCCCCACUGGGCAGCCAGCUCCAGCUCGGCCGAUGGCUGUGCAAACUGCGGAAACCCGCCCGGGGAGGCCCGGCACCCCCUCCUGGCUUCCGCGAGCAGCGGCCCCUGGCCCCAGUGCGCCUAUGGCAUGGGCCUCCCGCCCGAGGACGCCGCAGACGGGGCGGAACAGGCCGCCGAUGGGGCCGACACCAGGCUUCCUGGAGCCUCGAGGGGAGGCCCCGGGUCCGGAAGCUCCUCCGGUGACCCGCCACCUGCCUCUGGAAAUGUGACUGGAAACAGUAACUCCACGUUUAUUUCCAGCGGGCAGGUGAUGAACUUCAAGGGCGACAUCAUCGUGGUCUACGUCAGCCAGAACUCCCAGGAGGGCCCGGCGGGGCCGGGCAGCGGCGCGGGGGAGCCGGUGGGCCACCCGGUGCAGGAGGAGAGCUCGCCGCGCUGCGACUCGUUCGCCGGCCUCGGGCCGCGCUUUCCCGACCCGUGUGCCGGCCUGGACGCGCGCCCGAGCGGGGGGCUGCAGGAGCGCGGCGCCCCCGGGCCCGACAAGGCCUCGCGGCCGGUGCAGGAGCAGGGGGCGGCCGAGGCCGGCGCGGCAGGAGCGCGGCGCUGAGCACCCGGGGACCCGCAGCGGCUCUCGGCGCCCCUCAGAGCCGCCUUGCCCGGGGGGUGGGCGCCGACCUCCGGACCUCGGACCUGUCCUCUGCGGGCACCACAGGGGCCGCGUCCUGGAGCCAGGCGCGCCUGCCCCCUGCGCGCGGACGGGGGCGGGCCGGGAGUGGGGGCGGGGCCCUC